CAGAUACCACACCAAUCCUCAGAAAAAGGAAAAGUAGAAAAGUCUUCAUUUCUUCACGGGUCACCCACCCAAGGCGUCUCCCACUCCAAAGUCCCCUGCUCUUUCUUUCACUCACCCCUUCUCUCUCUUCUCUCUUUCCCAGAAGCAACCCAAAAGGAAGUUUUGAGAUGUCAACUACCUUUACACCUACCGACACGCCUUCCCCAAUUUCAGACCCUCCUCCAAUAUAGUCCUCACCACCCCACUGCUCCUCUCCUCCGGCUAAUUUUUGCUUACGAAUAAGUCAAAGAAAGGUCCCUCGGACACCUCAAAUGGAUUCUGGCUCUGGUUCAGGUGAGCAUAACAUCAGAGGGAUUCCCACCCAUGGUGGACGCUACGUUCAGUACAAUGUGUACGGUAACCUCUUUGAAGUUUCCCGUAAGUAUGUCCCUCCUAUUCGGCCCAUCGGGAGAGGCGCUUAUGGUAUUGUUUGUGCUGCUGUGAAUGCUGAGACACGGGAGGAGGUUGCCAUUAAGAAGAUUGGAAAUGCUUUUGACAACAGAAUAGAUGCAAAAAGAACUUUACGAGAAAUAAAGCUUCUUCACCACAUGGAUCAUGAAAAUGUUAUUGCCCUCAAAGACAUCAUUCGGCCUCCACAGAAAGAGAAUUUCAAUGAUGUUUACAUUGUUUAUGAAUUGAUGGACACUGAUCUUCACCAGAUUAUACGUUCCAACCAACAAUUGACAGAUGAUCAUUGUCGGUAUUUUCUGUAUCAGCUGUUGCGAGGACUUAAAUAUGUACAUUCAGCAAAUGUUUUGCAUCGUGACUUAAAGCCCAGCAAUUUGCUUCUGAAUGCAAAUUGUGACCUCAAGAUUGGAGACUUUGGGCUUGCAAGGACAACGUCUGAAACUGAUUUCAUGACUGAGUAUGUUGUUACUCGUUGGUACCGAGCACCGGAACUGCUACUUAAUUGUUCAGAGUACACUGCAGCAAUUGAUAUUUGGUCGGUGGGCUGCAUUCUUGGUGAAAUCAUGACGAGGCAACCCUUGUUCCCUGGCAAAGACUAUGUUCAUCAGUUGAGACUUAUUACUGAACUCAUAGGUUCACCUGAUGAUUCGAGCCUUGGGUUUUUACGAAGUGAUAAUGCUCGAAGAUAUGUUAGACAGCUCCCACAGUUCCCAAAGCAAGAAUUCUCUUCUAGAUUUCCAAACAUGUCCCCUGGUGCUGUUGAUUUACUGGAAAAGAUGCUCGUGUUUGAUCCAAACAGGCGCAUUACAGUUGAUGAGGCUUUAUAUCAUCCAUACUUGGCACCUCUACAUGAUAUCAACGAGGAGCCUGUUUGCCCAAGCCCUUUCAGUUUUGAUUUUGAGCAACCGUCAUUUACUGAAGAAAAUAUUAAGGAGCUCAUCUGGAGAGAAACUGUAAAGUUCAAUCCAGACCCAACUCAUUGAGGAUUAUGUGAUUGUCUUUUGUAUACACUUGAUUAGAAUCUGAUGACUUGAACAACUGAACCAAUUGGGGGUGGAAAACACAAAAUACUCCUGCACAUUUUCGGCCUCGAAAAAAAAGUCAGUCAGAUGUUAUUUGUUCUUUCCAUCUCUUAUCUUUGGACGCUUAGUAAUUCAUCAGUGCCAAUGAAUCAGAGGCAGAAUUGCUGUAAAACUCAAAUCCCUUGCUUGUUGGUGCUGGUUCGUCCUUCGGUUGUAGGCGUAGGAGUUGAGGUUGGUAUGAUGAACUGAUGCCGCUGGGGAUUUGUUUCUUAUUCACUUCAAUCAGCAUGGUCACUAGAUCAAACAGUACGAUUUUCUGAGUGUUUGGAAUAGACUUGCUUUAAUUUGCUA
Molecule: messenger RNA, 1820 nt
Organism: Juglans microcarpa x Juglans regia
Lineage: Eukaryota; Viridiplantae; Streptophyta; Magnoliopsida; Fagales; Juglandaceae
Product: mitogen-activated protein kinase homolog MMK2
Exons: 6
Coding region: 312-1430 (372 amino acids)
Biological process (GO): protein phosphorylation; intracellular signal transduction
Cellular component (GO): cytoplasm; nucleus
Molecular function (GO): MAP kinase activity; ATP binding
Source: RefSeq, a predicted model, not a curated record